GGAGGUGGACCGGUGGACGGAGCUGGGGACCCAAGGACCAGAUGACCGCAGGGCUCCGCCGGCCACCGAUGGCGACACCCUGGGGCGUGGGGGCCCUGCUCCUCCUGCUCCUGGCCUCAGGUGGGGGGGCAGCCCCUGAAGAGCCAAGCAACGCCUGCCUGGGGCUCAGCAUCAAGGACCAGUACGACCCCUUCCAUUUGAACCGCACAGCCAAGUGCUUUGCCAGCUGCCUGCCGCUGGGGGGCGUCUCCUGCAAUGUGGAAAACCUGGAGAGAUACUGGCUACACUACGAGCUCUAUCUGGUGGAGAAGAGUAUGGCGGAGAGAGUGGAUAUGCCUUCUGUGAAGGCUUUGGUCCGGAACCUCAGCACCGACAUCUCAGAAGAUCUGCUCUUCUCUCUGAAGCCCUCUCAGGUUCCGAGGCAGGUGAUGACGGGCGAGGACAAGCCCCCUGACAGAGUCCGACUUCCCAGGAGCCUUUUCACCUCCCUGCCGGGCAACAGGUCUGCAGUCCGGUUGGCUGUAUCUGUUCUGGACAUCGGCCCUGGGAAUCUCUUCAAGGGCCCCCAGCUUCCCCUGGAAGAUGGCGGCAGUGUGUUAAACAACCACGUGGUGGGCUUGAGCUUGGGCCACACCCCUGUCACCAGGCUGCCAGAACCUCUGGAGAUCACCUUCUCCCACCAGCCUCCGCCCACCAACAUGACUCUCACCUGUGUAUUCUGGGAUGUGAAUAAAGGGCCUACAGGGGACUGGGAUUCCAAGGGCUGCUCCACCAGGCUCGGAGCUGAAGGGACUGUCUGCCACUGUGACCACCUGACCUUCUUCGCCUUGCUGCUGAGGCCCGUCUUGGACCAGGCCACCGUGCAGGCCCUCACUCGCAUCUCCCAGGCAGGCUGUGGAGUCUCCAUGGUCUUCCUGGCCUUCACCAUUGUUCUCUACAUGGUUCUGAGGCUCUCCCUGCAGAGAUUCAAGGCAGAAGAUGCCCCCAAGAUCCACGUGACCCUGAGUAGUAGCUUGUUCCUCCUGAAUCUAGCCUUCCUGAUCAGCGUGGGCAGUGGCUCGGCUGGGUCCCAUGCUGCCUGCUGGGUCCGGGGUGCCAUCUUCCACUACUUCCUGCUCUGCACCUUCACCUGGAUGGGCCUGGAAGCUUUCCACCUCUACCUGCUAGCCAUCAGGGUCUUCAACACCUACUUCAGUCAUUACUUCCUGAAGCUGAGCCUGGUGGGCUGGGGCCUGCCUGUCCUCAUGGUCAUUGGCACUGGAAGUACCAACAGCUAUGGCCUGUACACCAUCCGUGACCAGGAGAACCGCACCUCUCUGGAGCUGUGCUGGUUCCGGAAAGAGCCUGCCCUCUACGUCACCGUGCACGGCUACUUCCUCAUCACCUUCCUCUUUGGUGCCGUGGUGCUGGCCCUGGUGGCCUGGAAGAUCUUCACCCUGCCCAGAGUCACAGCAGGCAAGGAGCAGGGGCAGAACUGGAAGACCGUCCUCACCAUCCUGGGUCUCUCGAGCCUGGUGGGCGUGACCUGGGGGCUGGCCAUCCUCACACCCCUGGGCCUGUCCACCAUCUAUAUCUUCGCCCUCUUCAACUCCCUGCAAGGUGUCUUCAUCUUCUGCUGGUUCACCAUUCUCUACCUCCCGGCUCAGAUCUCCGCACCUUCCUCCUCGGGGGGCACUGCCCGGCUGGACCAGGCCGCCUCUGUGUCACACGAGUAGAUAGACAGUCACAGUCCGUGCCCAGAAUCAGCUCCCACCUGCUCUGUGCCCUUGGCACCUCCCUGCAUCCCCAGGGGCCUGGGUUGCUUCCUCUUUCCAGUUUGACUGCCAAAGAAAAGAGUGGAAACCGUUGGAUCCUGUGCCCUCCAAGGUCCCAUCCAGACAUGUCCACAGAUCCAAGAGUCCACAGAUACAGAUUGGCAGGAGACUGAGGUCCUACAGUCCUGAGACCCCCACAAGAGCAAAGAGUGCGCUUUCACCCCCCCACCCGGCCUCCCUAGCAGAGCAGCCUUCUCGCCAUUGCCCACCUCUGGUCUCAGCGGGUCCUGAGCGUGGAGAGCAGUCUUAACCCGGAAGCCCCUGGAAGGAGCCCCCAGCCUCCCUGCUCCUCCCUUUGUGCCUGUCCCCCUGCAGCUCUGCUUUUGAGGGGCCUUCAGGAGGGUGUUUGGGGGUGGAUCAAUCCUCCAGCUGAGCUUGUCCUGGCCUCUGCCUGUCCCACCAGGGAACAGACCCUACCAUUCAGGGGACUCCAGCCCACCAGGUUCCCCAGGGACACUGAGUUUCAGAGGCCACCGAGUGUGUGUGCAACCUGGAGCAAGUCCCCUCUCCCGUUGUGCAGCCUGGCGGGUGGGCCAGCCGACCUCUGAGCUGCUGUCAUGGUGGGGUGGAGGCCAUGGGUCCAGAGCUCCACACACGUACUCAUUCAGUGUGUGGGACCCAGGGAAGCGGGGAGAGGGCUCGCUGGACAGAGGUGGGCUUUUCCAGCCGCAUCUGAACUCCUAAGGGCAGGCCCAUGACAGCCUCCCUCCCCGAAUCAGCCCAGCUGAGCACAGGGCCUGGCCCGUGUGAAGCCAAAUAUUGGCACCAAUAUUUCAAUACAUACGUGUUGCCUGAGCAGAUGGAUAUAUUUGCAGGGCUCUGAGCCCAGGGGGUGCCUCAGGCCUGACCCGGGUUUGAGUCACUUCCAGUAGCUGGCCCUCCAUUUCCCAACCAUGGGCAGGUCCCCUCCGUAGGAAGCACAGGUGGCAGAAGUAACAGAGGCAGGGGCAGAGAGACACAGAGAGACAGAGCCUCCAGGGACAGGCUGACACACACCUCUGCCUCUCUGUCAGAGGUGGCCCUGGAGAGACAGCCCCCUGCGUGUCCCAGCCAGCAGAGCCCCGGCCUUCCUGACUCACCCCCUCCCAGGCCACCCAGCCUCCAGCUGGACUUGCUGCAGCUGGAGAGUCAUCGUCAUGACCAGCUGCUCCCCGCAGCCCCUAAGCUGUGGACUCUGGCCUCUCUCCCCCGCCAGCAGCGGGUGCUGAUGUCCACCCGAGGGGCCUCCUGGCUUCUCUUCCCACCCAGCAAACAGAGCCACCAAAGACAGGAAGGGGGGGCUGUGCUUGAUGCAAGUCACCCUGUUAUGGAAAGGAAAUCCUGGGGUGGGGACACUGGGUCAGUUGAACCACAGUGUGCUUUUGUGGACAAAUUUGGUGUCUUUGGGGGCUUAUCUUCACAGAUGUCUGUUUCUCAGGCUGAAGGCCUUGGCUCUUUGCCCCAAGGCCUCUGAAUCGGGAACCUGAGUAUCCCGGGAAGCAGCUGUUCCAGAGUAGGGUGGUCCAGGGUUUAAAGUCUGCUUCUGCUGCUCAGGAGCUGUGUGGCCCUGGCGUGCCACCUCGCCUUUCUGAGCCUCGGUCUCUCUUGCGUAAAAUGGGGAUUAUCAAGUCUUUGCCUCAACCCUGAGGGGCAAAAUAAAGUACCCCAGUAACAAUUAGUUGGCUCCCUCCUCCCUAAUCCUUCCUUUAAAGAAAGAUCAGUCCAGGUGUUGAAAGUGAAAUGGAGACCCAGAGAGGCCCAGCAACCUCCCAACUAAAGCCCCUCCACUCUUCCCAGGACAUUUCCUGGGUUCCAUAACCAUCACCUUGCCCGAUCCCAAGCCUCAAGGGAGCCCCGACUUCUCAGAUGUGCUCAGUGGGGUGUGGGACCAACCACACCAGGCCCCUGGCCACUGGCUCCCUGGGGCAGAGGGAAGGUGUGGCUAACAUUGGGGGUGUCCUCCUUUUCUAGUUGGCUCCCCACCCCAGGGCCAGGCAGGGGCUGAGGGACUACAAUGCCUGCGGUCACGGCAAAAGGGUCUCCCAGGGCCAAGCAGAGAGGCCUUAAGCUCCCCAUGGCCGGAGCUGAGGGACGAGGGUCCUGAAACUGAACAGCAGCACUAGCAACCUAGGAGGGGCCAAGUCAUGCGGAGAGCACACCUCUGAAGUCACUGCCUCGGGGACUUGCCUGGAGCAGGUCCCUCACCUCCUGGCUGGCAAAGCAGGGAGCCCAGUAGCUGCCCCCAGGGUGGGUGCAGGGGAUGAUUACCUGAGAUGGUGUUUGCAAGGACUGCCAGCGUCUGUCCCUCCGGCCCAGCAGGAACGUGACCCUGAGCGUGUCCCGUCUGAGGUCAUGGUGCGCUGCUGGAAGGGUCCUCUCCACCCCGGCUUCUUGCCUGGUUCUCUAUUCUGCCCAAGUUUCUUUAUUUUUUCAUUAUAGCAUAACAUAAAUAAGAAGGCUUAUUUACCCUUUGCUGUCAGGUGAACAACUUCAGAUGAAAAGAUAAAACAUUCUUCACAAAUUGUUCUAUUAAUCCAAUGCAAGACCAGUCAUAGUUCCAAGUGGUUCUAUUCUUCAGACUCUCCCAAAAUGUCUGCUAACAUUUUUUAUGGUGAUACAUAAAACUGCAAAUUGUUGAGUCAACCUUACUGAAAGAGGGCCUAGGAGGAGGACUUGACCUCCAGAUGUAGAGAUGUUAUGAAGCCAAAGAAGUAAAACCAGCCUGGAGACCCUGCGGGGACAGGAGGCAGGCCAGCGGAACAGAGCAGAGUGCUCGGUGGCAGACCCACGUGCUCUGGGGUGACUUCAUACACAACCAAGGCGGGUUGGUUGCUGGUGGUGUUGGAAAACUGGUUCAUUCUAGGGAGAAAAAAAUGAGACACGAUCCCUACCAAGCCUUCCACGGAGGUGACGUCAGGUGGAUUAAAAGCUUAAGCAGGAGGGUGAAACUGUAAAGUCAACGUAGGAAAAUAUUUUUGUGAACUAGGUAUAGUGGGUAGGGGACCCAGGCCCGGAUAUCAAGUACACUAAGGACCCUGUCUGUAAAAAUUAGUGCCUGGGAAAGGGAGAGUUCCCCUCCCCUAGGAUCUGACCAGCUUCCUUGAAGUGUAAACGCCCCUGUUGAGGCUCUGGGCUCCAGUCUAGAGAUUUUAGCUCUGAAGAGGAACCAGUCCCCUUAUCAAGUUCUGCUUCUGUAAACACGCUUCCGCUUGAAACCCCUCACACACAAUCAUAUGUCACGUUCUGAGAACUUGUGCAAAACUACGUAUCGUUUUAGACGAGAAAACUUGUGACAUUAGAUAAAUGUUGUGAGAACCUGGUAAGGGGCACCCAGAAUCUGGAGUGCUGAUCUCCUCGGCCCCCACCCCAGUGUCAAAUAAAGUUA
This is a messenger RNA of Sciurus carolinensis (gray squirrel), 5178 nucleotides long. It is a transcript of the gene Adgrg3, whose product is annotated as adhesion G protein-coupled receptor G3. Gene Ontology annotation, biological process: cell surface receptor signaling pathway; adenylate cyclase-activating G protein-coupled receptor signaling pathway. Bases 42 to 1715 code for a protein of 557 amino acids. Gene Ontology annotation, cellular component: membrane. The transcript is spliced from 12 exons. The record is from RefSeq and is a predicted model, not a curated record. Gene Ontology annotation, molecular function: G protein-coupled receptor activity. Lineage: Eukaryota; Metazoa; Chordata; Mammalia; Rodentia; Sciuridae.